Messenger RNA from Archocentrus centrarchus (flier cichlid), 7618 nucleotides. Its product is annotated as protein Shroom2-like. The transcript is spliced from 12 exons. The record is from RefSeq and is a predicted model, not a curated record. The coding region runs from base 148 to 4656 and encodes 1502 amino acids. Gene Ontology annotation, biological process: actin filament organization. Lineage: Eukaryota; Metazoa; Chordata; Actinopteri; Cichliformes; Cichlidae. Gene Ontology annotation, molecular function: actin filament binding. Gene Ontology annotation, cellular component: apical plasma membrane; apical junction complex; adherens junction.
AUCAGCAGAGCCCAUUGUUUUCAGGGGCUUUGGCUACUCGGGCAGAGUGGGCGCCCCUGUCUGUGUAUGUUUCCACUCUCUGGACAUGUUUGUCUUUUAGAAGAUAAAGAGAAGAUUUCCACUCCCAGAUGACUUUGAAAAUGACUCAUGAGCUUACGCCAUACCAUCCGUCCAACAAGUCUCCCGACUCUUCUCUUUUUAUAUCGUGGGCCACCAGCAGCCUAUUUCGGUCUUAAGGUUAAAAUGGUAGAUGUUGUGUCGCCACGCACAAUGCCGUCAGAAACUGAGGUGCAUGUGGCGAGGAGCUUUCUCACCAAGAUUUUGCGAAGCUCCAUGAGGAAGAACCGCUUCAAGGGGAAGAAUGACCCAGGCUUGCGGCCCCAUUCCUGGCACACCUCCAAGCUGACAGAGGAGGAGCCUCCCGAGAGAGAGGCAACCACAGCCCCAGUCUGGCAGCCAAAGCAUGAAGCAAGGCCCAAAGAGUCAUCCACUCAAGGAGACCAGAGCAUCCAGCACCAGUUAACCAGUCAGUUCAGCUCAGCGAACAACAUGGAGAGACUCGAGCGUCACUACCCGUCAGGCCGUCUUUCCCCAAAUAAAUACGGCAGCAGUGCUGAGCCACACUGUGGACCAGGAGGCAAGAGGGACUCUGGGUUCAGCUGUUUCUCAAGUGGCUCCAGCCCCCCUAUUCAUGACCUUAGUGCAACUAGUAGAAAGGGAACCAGCACGGAAAGCAUUUUCUUUAAGGGCCUUCAGAGUGAAGGACCUCAGCAGACUGAGCGGCCCAGGUACCUGCAGCCAACACUGGGGAAUGGAAGCUGGAAGGAGCAGCCGGCAUGUCGGGUUUCCAUUGCUGGGAGAUCCAACGUAGGCCCAGUGUGGCAGGUACCAGACAGGAAAAAGUCUCAGUCUCCUCCACCACCUCCUCCCCUGCGUAGUGACAGCUUUGCAGCCACAAAGGUGUUCCCUUACUGUGAAGGUCCAGCAAAGAGCCACGGCAAAUCAUUUGAAAAUCUGACAGAAAGUAACCACCACAAUGGCCUCAGAUCCCACCAGGAGAAAACCUCAGAGACCAGACGUAGCUUCAACCCAAUGCCCGCCAAAGACUUCCUCCACCCAAACACACCAGCUGAUUACAACCACAAACAGCUCAACCCCAACAAACAUUUCUCCUUGUCUAGCAGUGACGUCAGACAGUCUCAUUACACCCAAAUACCUGCCCACCAAAGGCAGUUCAGUGAUGAAAGUCCCUUCUACUUCCUGCAGACUGGAAAGGCUCCUCCCACCAAGACUCAAAGUGUAGGAAGCUACUAUCGCAGUCUCCAGGAUCUGCCCACAAAUGCUUUCACCCGAAAACAGCACUCCACAGCAUCCAUGGCAAAUACUGCAGCAAACCCAAUCAUGGGGAGUGGGGGGCACAAGAGGUACUACAGUCUGGCAAGUAAGCAUUCAGUCCAGACUGUGGAGUACAAGGCCAGGCAGGGCAAAACUGAAAGCCGGAUGACAGAAACAGAGAAACACCACUGGAUGAACCUCAAUGAAGCAGGCUUCCCAAGUUCCUCGAAGACUAACACUAAGGCAAAAUACACUCUUCCUCAGUCCCAGAUGCCUUACGGUGAAAAUAAGGAAUGUCACAGCCAUUCCCGUUUUGGGAAUGGUCUUUACUACAAUCACCAGACCUCUGAACUUUCUCUUCGAACCCCAGAGGAUGCUGCAAAGAGAGGCGAAGGCCACUCUAAUGACAUGAAAAGACACUUUCCAGCACAUCACGUCAAUGAUCACAAGGCUAAUCUUCCAAGACACCAGGACCUGUGGGUGCCUCAAGAAGACCAACGAAUAACUGCCCUGAAAACUCCACUCCUCCACUCUCUGACUCAAGAGAGCAGGAGCCUAGCAGCAACGACCACAAGUGUCCUGGCUACCCAGGAUGCCAGUGACACCAUGACUGCCAGCAGUGCAAAAGCAAAUCGCCGUAGUGACCGCUACGCCACCACCCUCCGUAAAGAGAUCCAGCAGAAGCGAGCCCAGCUGCAAAAGAGCCGCAGCGCUGCAACUCUGACUGGUGAUGCAAAGGAUGAGGAUACAGAGGAGUGGAGAUCCAUGGAAGCUUCUACAUCUUCUGGUGUUUCCUACUCAAAUACUUACAAGGACCACCUGAAAGAGGCACAGGCCAGGGUCCUCCAGGCCACUUCCUUCCAGAGACGAGACCUAGAGCCCCAGGGACCAGAAGCCUCAAUACUUAAAACCCCCAAUGUACGCGUUAGAGGACGUAAGCGAUGCCAGCUGGCGAAGAGGACACACUCUUUUUCAGAGCCUGACAAAAUGGACAAAGUGGGAGUGGAAGGAGAAUCCCAAACAGGCUCAUUUGGGGAGCGGAGGAAGUUCUUUGAGGCCAAACCAGCCUUUUCCAGGCCUGUGCUGAAGUCAAGUCAGGGUGCAAAUUUGAACACGGACCUGGAUGAGUCAGGCAAACCCAAAAAAGGAGCUCCCUCUAUAGGGUCUGUGGAGGCACAGCCAUCCAUGGACCCCAACCACCUCAGCCCUGGCCAUAAGGUCUUAUUGGAGCAGCAGAGGCUUGGUACGUUUGCUGAGUAUCAGGCCACAUGGAGCAAGCAGAAGAAGUCAUCAGAAGCCAAGACGCAAGGGCGGUAUCACUCAGCGGAGAACAUCUUAGAUGCGGGUGCAGAGGAGAAGGCCAUCUGCAUACAUGAGAGGUCCAGAUCUUCUCCUUCUGCAGACUUCUAUACACAGAAUAUUCCUUCUCCUUGGCGAGACACUCAGGCCCAACAGAGCAGUUUAACCACCAGAGGGAAGUCAGAGAGCAGGCUUCAAUACGAGCUUGACCACAGCCCACAGCUGGUUGAGGGCCUCUCUCCAGGCCUCCCUGACCACAGGACAAAGCCCGAAGCUGCCAUUCCCGCCCACACCACGCUCUCCUCUGGCCCUCGCAGCCUCAGCCCCAUCCCUGGCUCCGAGCACCCAGCCCAGCCGCCACAACCCCAGAGCCUUCUGCCGCCACCCAGGCUCCAUUUAGGCCCAGAAACCACAUCCUCCUCCCAGGAAUUCCUCGCUGGUGCCCAGGCAGAUCCGGCAGCAGUCCAGUCUCUGUCCAUUUCUGUCUCUGUCACCCAGCACAAUGCUGCUGCCGCUGCCAUUGCCGCUGCUGCUCAGGUCUCCCCCGCUGGCCCCGCCUCGGCCAUCUCCCCUCGCCUCACAGAGAUGUCCUGUGCAGACGUGAACAAAGGAGCUGAAGAAAAUGAGGAGAAGCAGCAGUCAGGGCCACCUUCUCCUUCCUCAUCUCCACUCUCCUCCUCCUCCUCCUGCACAGCCCCUCUGUCUCUUCCUAGGACCGAUCGAGCGCGGUCUCCUUCACCACAGUUUGCGCCGCUGAGGCUGACCGACAAACCGCCUGCCGCGUCCGUGCAGGAUGACUCACUGCUCAGGUUGGAAAGCGAAUCAAAGCACCCUGAAGUGAUGGACGUGAGCGGUCAGGUGAGGAAAGUCCCCGUGAGGAUCGUCCACGCUGUGAGUAGCUCAGAGCGCCAGGGCCGGGCCUAUCUGCCACAGAGCAGCGAGACCUGCAGCCUCGUUGAGCCACUGCCUCGCAUCCCCUCCCUGGCCGCCACGGAGCAUCCGUCCUCAUCCCGGUUCAGCGCCUACAACCGCCAGGCUGCACAGGAGUCAGCAUCUGAGCCCAGCUCAGCUGGCGCCCAACACUCAGAGGAAGACGCAAAGAGAGAGGAGCUGGUAAGGGACAUUAUGGGUAAAGACAAGUCCCUAGUGGACAUCCUGGAUCAGAGUGGCAGGAAGACCACCAUGGACCUGAUGGAGGGGCUCUUCCCACCAGAGGAGGAGAUCCUGGAGGGAGCCCAGCAGCGCAGGAGGGCCUCAGCUGGAUCCAGACUGCCCACAUCAUCCCCUGGGAGCACAGAAAGAAGGGAGGAGGAGGAGGUAUCGGUAUCAGCAGCAGCCUCGCUGGUCCCCAGCUCCUCCUACUACAACACAUCAGCUCCCAAAGCUGAGCUCCUCAUCAAGAUGAAGGACAUGCAGGAGCAGUUGGAGGAGCAAGACUCAGAGGAUGAGCUGGAUGUUGAUCUGGUCAGUAAAAAGCAAGAGCUGAUCUCCAGCCUAGCGAGGAAGCUGGAGGUGCUACGGGAAGCGAGGCAGAGCUUGCAGGAGGACGUGGAGGACAACGAGGCUUUGGGCCGUGAAGUGGAGGCCACCGUGCAGCGCCUCUGUCAGCCCAACCAGCUCGACAAGUUCCGCAUGUUCGUGGGCGACCUGGACAAGGUUGUUAGCUUGCUGCUGUCGCUGUCGGGACGUCUCGCCCGGGUGGAGAACGCCCUCAACAGCCUGGAGGAUGAAGCACCGCCUGAGGAGAAGCGAACCCUGACGGAGAAACGAAAGCUGCUGAUGCGGCAGCAUGAAGACGCCAAAGAGCUGAAGGAGAACCUGGACCGUCGGGAGCAUCUGGUGUCCAGCAUCAUGGAGGCCCACCUGGACAUGGAGAGCCUGGACGAUUACAGACAUUUCGUCAAGAUGAAGUCUGCCCUCAUCAUCGAGCAGCGCAAGCUGGAAGACAAGAUUAAGCUGGGCGAGGAGCAGCUGAAGUGCCUGAUGGACAGCCUGCCGCUGGAGCAGAGACCAUUGCUCUGAUUCAGUCAGAAGGACUGGACGCAUUUCAAGUUGAAGCAUAUAAUUUUUAUAUGAAUAUCAUUAAACUGUGUGUGAGUUUGUGACCUCAGCCUGGCUUUGAUGCCAGUGGAGGUGCUGUUUGUUAAUCAUGUGGUUUUAAACCAAACUGAGGAGCCUCAGGAACCAAAUCAGACACCAAGAUUUGUCAAUUAGUCCUUUUACAGCUUAAUGUGGAUCAAUGCUGCUCAUUUCCAGCUCCUUAUUGUAAUUUUUGGAUCCUCCAGAGCAGUUUUGCAUGAUUAACAGUUUAAAAUAAUCCUUUCUUUUUUCCGGGUGCUGGUGCCGCCUGUUUUCUUCUGAUUGGUUGCCCCUUAUAAACAGCGUGUCACUAUGACAUCAUUUAGAGCCAAGAGCAGAAAAAACUGUCCAAAUUUGGAACAGUCUGAACCUUGACCUUUUGGCCCAGGGGGACAUACUCUGAUCUCAUUAUUUAAAAUUUUAGCCAUGUUUAUUAUGAGCAUCCACCACUGGAGCAGGAAACAUAUGGCAGAAAAUCAGGAAAAACAGAGCAGGUCCACUUUAAAAACUGACAGUUUCUUUGAGGCCCAGUUUUUACUCAUAAGGAUUUGACAAGAACACAAACGUGUUGCCAUUUGUAAUUAAUGGAUUCAUGACAAGGAUGUUUGUCCACAACAUACAGAGAGGGACAGGGAGGCACGAUAGCUCUCUGUUUCAGUCUGUUGGGGGUUUUUUUUGUAAUUUUUUGCUGCUUAACAGACUUUAUUAAAGGAAGUGAUGGAAUAGACCAUCAUCGCCUAUAUUUGCAGUGAUGGUCCUGAAGGUUUCUGUAGUCAUAAUGGGCUCGUAUUCUUGAUUUUUUUAUUUAUUUAUUUUUUCUCAUUACCCAGAGGUCAGUAAACACUGCUGAUUUUCUGUCAAUCUUGUGCACCUUGUGCAGUCUGCGUCACCAUAAACCAUAGACUGUACAUAAAAGAUGGAUGGAGCCACCACGAUGUCACCCAUUGGUUAGUGAAGUCCCGUUAUGGCGCCAUAAGCUGAGCUUUUUUUUUUGUGUUGGUGUCUUUGUGUUUUGACACCAGACGUUAACUGAGGGGUGGCUCUGACUGAAAAACCGAGGAUGCUGCACACUCAUUGGCUAACAGGUCAUGACUGACAAGUCGUUAACCAGUGAUUCUAAUGGUGUGUUUGCACUGAACUCGCAUGAAUACAGACAGGAAGAGGACUGGGACCAAGUUACAGACACAUAUUUCCAGAAUUUAACAUAAUGGGGUGAAUGGGGCUUUAGCAGCUGAUUUCUCAGAGGACUGCCAGUAACUUCCAGCAGCCAUUUGCAGCCGGUUGUGGAAUAUACAUUUUUCCUAUCCUUGCCAGAUGGUUGCCAACUUGUCUCUAGGCCUGUAUGACUGAGGGCUAAGCUAAAGGAGCAACAACACCACAAGCAAACACACAUCAGCGCUCCAAGGCCAAUGUAUUUAUUAAGUAAUAUUACAGCCAAGACAGACUUUUAAUAUAUAAAGAUUUAUACAUUGAGCAACCACUGGUUGCUAGGGAAAAUGUGCUUUCUGUGAUCAGUUGAAGGUUGCUGGCUGUUGCUAGCAUGAAAGUGAUUGCAAAGAAGUAUAUGGCUUGUUUUCAAAUAGACUCGUAUACAACUGGAAGACUUUUUACAGAGGCAUCAACCCCAGGUGGCCUUUAUAAAGAAGGCACUUCAGUGGUGGCUUCACUUUCCAUCUUUUAUAUACAGUCUAUGCCAGGAACUCAAAUAUGUUGCUUGUUUUUUCUUAUUUUUUGCAGCAGAGCAGCGCCCCCUAUCAGUUUUGUGACGUGAAGUGAACCAACUUUUUAAUCACCUAUUAGCAUCCCAAAGACAAAAUAUUUCAUGUAAUAUUGCAGUAAGGGCAAAGUUUAAUACAAAAAUAUUUAUACACUGAGUGUUAUGUGCUAAUAGUGCUAAAAGUAACAAGCUUUUGAUUUCUGCUGAGCUGCUCGCUGUUUGAAGCCGUUUUAAAAUGUCAUGAAGUUGAACCUUUUUCGAGACACUUGUCAAGUUGACCGUUUAAUACGUAGAACUGCUACCGCAUAUGAAUUGUGAUAUUUUACUGAUCCUUGUAUGAAAGCUGCUUUUCUUUUGCACCUCAGAGAGGUGAAGCUCCUAAAACCAAAUGAUGCUGUUACCUUGCUCGUCUCAUCACCCUGCAGUGUUUCUAUUCCCUUCUAAUGUUCACGUUUUAAUUGUGUGUUUUUCUUGUUUUGGUUUUUUUUGAACUUGCUGAAAGUGGCUGGGUCACGUGUGUUUUAAGUUUUCAAGUAAUUUUUCCUAGUAAUUUAUUGUAUGGCUUUGGGUGGAAAUGCAUUUGAAGAAAAGAGAAGGGUUUUCCCUGUAAUUACCCAGCAAACAUUUCAGUUUCAAUUACAUGAUGACUUAACAUCUUUUCUCAACUUCUGGUUUCAAGGAAAAGUGAAAAUUGUGUAAUUUUUCUCAUGGCUUACUCUGUGUUGUCUAAUACAGUUAAAAAGAAUGAGUUUGAAUCCAAACGAUCUGUUGAGGACGAGAAUCUUCAAUUACAAACUGUUGCUUUCUUUUGUGCAGUGUUCUCUAAGACCAGAUGCUACUUUUACAUGUGAUAAAUAUCUCAUUUUAGAGUGAAACUCUUCUUUUUUUAUUUAUUUGUGCCAGAAUAAAGGGUGGAUUUGAUAAUAACUAGACUAUAUUCUCAUGAAACAGCAUUAAUGUCACUCCUGCUGGGUUUUCUUAAAUACAGGCUGAUUUUUCUCCUCGGAGUAAGAAGACUGAGACACAGCUGGUGUUUCUGCGGAGGCUGAUAUAAAAAGUUAGCACUUUACUCUCAUACACUGCAUAUAUGUUUAUGUGAAAAUGUGCCUACUGUAGCCUCACACCUCUGUGAUCUCCACAGACUGUUGUACAGCCCACACUUCAUGUCUGCAGAAGGCAAUAAAGUGA